This is a messenger RNA of Oncorhynchus kisutch (coho salmon), 5041 nucleotides long. RefSeq names its product sodium/potassium/calcium exchanger 1-like. Bases 325 to 2469 code for a protein of 714 amino acids. NCBI's taxonomy places the organism in Eukaryota, Metazoa, Chordata, Actinopteri, Salmoniformes, Salmonidae. Gene Ontology annotation, cellular component: plasma membrane. Gene Ontology annotation, biological process: calcium ion transmembrane transport; long-term synaptic depression; long-term synaptic potentiation. The transcript is spliced from 10 exons. The record is from RefSeq and is a predicted model, not a curated record. Gene Ontology annotation, molecular function: calcium, potassium:sodium antiporter activity; calcium channel activity.
UGCGCCCUUGUAGCCGCUCACCAAAAACUAGAGUCAGCAUCUCUCAACCAAUCCCUUUACCUUAGCGCACACAGCUGGAGAGAGACCUCGCGUCUAGAACAUCUCUAUCACAACAACUCAGCGAUUAAAGUUUGGAGCUGGGACAUCAUGCCAGGACUAUGACAUUAAAACAGACUAUGCUGAAGAUGUGUGCUGACCGCUCGCUGACCUGCAUUAUUUGGCUAACUAAUGCUACCGGACCUGUUCCCAUAAGCCUAACCAUGCAUCUGACACGGACCUAAUAAUCCGCGGUGGGAAUCAAGACCACUCUGGCAGCGGUGAACAAUGCAUUUGCCACAAAGACGGAGACUCAAUCGGAGUCGCAUCCUCUUCUUCCUCUCUGGUGUAUUACUGUGCUGCGUCUACACCGUGACGUUCAAGGCCCGGCUGCAGGAGCCACGGGUGGCCCGCCAGGCCGCUGCAGAGGAGCACCCUGGGACAGCACUCCCAGAGGAAGGGGGCGGUAGUGAUAGUAGUAGUGUUCUGGAGGUAGACACACGAGAGGUGGUGACCUCUAACCUCUCUAGCCUAACAGAGAGCUAUAACGAUGACGUCAUCACCAGGGCUCCUACUGUGCUGGAGGGGGAUGACGUCAUUGUGAUAACUGUCAACAGGACGGACAUUAAGCACUGUAUCUACGUAGAGGACCCUGAACCUGAGCCUCCGACUGAACCUCCUCCCACCUCCCCUCCUCCUAACACCACCACCUCCCCGGGUAUCCCUGGAGACGUCCCCCACAGGAAGGGAGAGUACCCAGAGGACCUGUUCACAGUGGACCAGAGGAGGCAGGGCUGGGUGACCCUCCACAUCCUGGGCAUGGUCUACAUGUUCGUCUCCCUCGCCAUCGUCUGUGACGAGUUCUUUGUCCCGGCGCUCGGCGUCAUCACCGUGAAGCUCGACAUCUCCGACGACGUCGCCGGGGCAACCUUCAUGGCUGCAGGAGGCUCCGCCCCCGAACUGUUCACCUCUCUGAUUGGCGUGUUCAUUUCCCAUAGCAACGUGGGCAUCGGGACAAUCGUGGGGUCAGCGGUGUUUAACAUCUUGUUUGUCAUCGGGAUGUGUGCCAUCUUCUCCAGGGAGAUGCUCCACCUCACCUGGUGGCCCCUGUUCAGAGACGUCUCCUUCUACAUCAUAGAUCUGAUCAUGCUGAUCGUAUUCUUCUUGGACAACACCAUCAUGUGGUGGGAGAGCGUAAUGCUGGUGUCGGGUUACGUGGCCUACGUCUGCUUCAUGAAGUUCAACGUGCAGAUCGAACACUUCGUCAAGAUGCAGAUCAACAAACACAAGAGCAUCGUCAAGAUCAUCAUGCCAGAGGAGGAGGAGGAGAAGGAACCCAAGAAGCAGAACAGUGGACCUCCACCACCUGAUCCACCUCAAAACAAUGUUUCACCAGAACCCAAACCACAACCUCAAGACUCACCCCAGAAGAGAGACAGAGAAAAACUGAAGGUGAAGCCCACUCUCCAGAGAGGAGGCAGUAAUGCGUCUCUCCACAACAGCACCAACAGAAACACAAUCUUCCAGCUGAUGAUCCACACACUGGACCCACUGGGAGAAGCUGGACCUGAGAAGACUGAGCAGGCCGAACCCUCGACCUCCCAGACCACACCUAAAGAAGAGGAGAAACCAGGCCCGUCAGAGACUCAGACGGACCAGGGGCCAGCGGGCGCAGGGGGGUCCGACGGCUCAGACAGCGGUGAGGAGGACGAGAGUGAAGAAGAGAGCGAGGAUGAGGAAGACGAGGAUGAUGAAGACGAAGAGGACGAAGAGGAAAAUAAAGAGGAAGAAGAGGAAGAGGGUGAAGAGAACGAGGAACCUCUGUCGUUAGAAUGGCCAGACACCAGACGUAAACAGGCCACAUAUCUUUUUCUCCUACCGAUAGUGUUUCCUCUGUGGCUCACUGUGCCCGACGUACGCAACCCGGCUUCCAGAAAAUACUUCGCCAUGACGUUUAUUGGUUCCAUCACGUGGAUCGCUGUGUUCUCCUAUCUAAUGGUCUGGUGGGCACAUCAGGUGGGUGAGACCAUAGGCAUCUCAGAGGAGAUCAUGGGCCUGACCAUCCUGGCAGCGGGCACCUCCAUCCCUGACCUCAUCACUAGUGUCAUCGUGGCCCGGAAAGGACUGGGAGACAUGGCUGUGUCCAGCUCAGUGGGAUCCAACAUCUUUGAUAUCACUAUGGGCCUGCCUGUCCCAUGGUUAAUCUUCUCGGCGAUGCAAGGCGGUGUACCGGUGGCGGUGAACUCCAACGGUCUGUUCUGUGCCAUCGUGCUCCUCUUCGUCAUGCUCCUCUUCGUCAUCGUCAGCAUCGCAGCGUGUCGGUGGAAGAUGAGCCGCGUUCUGGGCCUCACCAUGUUCAUGCUUUACUUCGUGUUCCUGGUGCUCAGCGUGAUGCUGGAAGACCGUAUUAUUAUCUGCCCGGUCUCCAUCUGAGGUCAGAGGUCAGACACACCCACUGGGGAGCCAGGCCCACCCACUGGGGAGCCAGGCCCACCCACUGAGGAGCCAGGCCCACUCACUUGGAACCCUGUCCACCCACUGGGCAGCCAGGCCCACCCACUUGGAACCCAGUCCACCCACUUGGAACCCAGUCCACCCACUGGGGAGCCAGGCCCACUCACUUGGAACCCUGUCCACCCACUGGGGAGCCAGGCCCACCCACUGGGCAGCCAGGCCCACCCACUUGGAACCCAGUCCACCCACUUGGAACCCAGUCCACCCACUGGGCAGCCAGGCCCACCCACUUGGAACCCAGUCCACCCACUUGGAACCCAGUCCACCCACUGAGGAGCCAGGCCCACUCACUUGGAACCCUGUCCACCCACUGGGCAGCCAGGCCCACCCACUUGGAACCCAGUCCACCCUCUGGGGAGCCAGGCCCACCCACUUGGAACCCUGUCCACCCACUGGGGAGCCAGGCCCACCCACUUGGAACCCAGUCCACCCACUGGGGAGCCAGGCCCACCCACUUGGAACCCUGUCCACCCACUGGGGAGCCAGGCCCACCCACUUGGAACCCUGUCCACCCACUGGGGAGCCAGGCCCACCCACUUGGAACCCAGCCCACCCACUUGGAACCCAGCCCACCCACUGGGGAGCCAGGCCCACCCACUUGGAACCCAGCCCACCCACUUGGAACCCAGCCCACCCACUGGGGAGCCAGGCCCACCCACUUGGAACCCAGUCCACCCACUGGAGAGCCAGGCCCACCCACUUGGAACCCAGUCCACCCGCUGGGGAGCCAGGCCCACCCACUUGGAACCCUGUCCACCCACUGGGGAGCCAGGCCCACCCACUUGGAACCCUGUCCACCCACUGGGGAGCCAGGCCCACCCACUUGGAACCCAGUCCACCCACUGGGGAGCCAGGCCCACCCACUUGGAACCCAGUCCACCCACUGGGGAGCCAGGCCCACCCACUUGGAACCCUGUCCACCCACUGGGCAGCCAGGCCCACCCACUUGGAACCCUGUCCACCCACUGGGGAGCCAGGCCCACCCACUUGGAACCCUGUCCACCCACUGGGCAGCCAGGCCCACCCACUUGGAACCCUGUCCACCCACUGGGCAGCCAGGCCCACCCACUUGGAACCCAGUCCACCCACUGAGGAGCCAGGCCCACCCACUUGGAACCCUGUCCAUCCACUGGGCAGCCAGGCCCACCCACUUGGAACCCUGUCCACCCACUGGGGAGCCAGGCCCACCCACUUGGAACCCAGUCCACCCACUGGGGAGCCAGGCCCACCCACUUGGAACCCAGUCCACCCACUGGGGAGCCAGGCCCACCCACUUGGAACCCAGUACACCCACUGGGGAGCCAGGCCCACCCACUUGGAACCCUGUCCACCCACUGGGCAGCCAGGCCCACCCACUUGGAACCCUGUCCACCCACUGGGGAGCCAGGCCCACCCACUUGGAACCCUGUCCACCCACUGGGCAGCCAGGCCCACCCACUUGGAACCCUGUCCACCCACUGGGCAGCCAGGCCCACCCACUUGGAACCCAGUCCACCCACUGAGGAGCCAGGCCCACCCACUUGGAACCCAGUCCACCCACUGGGCAGCCAGGCCCACCCACUUGGAACCCUGUCCACCCACUGGGCAGCCAGGCCCACCCACUUGGAACCCAGUCCACCCACUGGGGAGCCAGGCCCACCCACUUGGAACCCUGUCCACCCACUGAGGAGCCAGGCCCACCCACUUGGAACCCAGUCCACCCAACCAUUAUGUUAGCUUCAGGAACAUCUUCUUUAAAAAAAAACUAAAGAUGAAACUGAAUAUGUUGUACUGUACAGAGCAUUAUGGGUAUUGUAGUACAUCAUACUACAAUGAGGAGGGAGGGGGGAAAAAAAGAGGCGUGUCAGGAAGUCAUUUAAAUAAUAACCGCCAAACUGUAUCGUUGUCGGUCACUAACAUUCACGGUACAGAGGGGUUAGAGGUCUCCUAGUGUUGCUGUUCACAGAGGGGAUGGUGUUGUCUGUGUUGAGCCAGGUGUUGUUGAAUCAGUGGACGCCUUCAUGGUUGGACUAUGGCUGGUCUCCUUCACCAGAACUGAUGUGCAGCAGUAGAGGUUGUCUGUCCACAACAUCCUGAAGAGAGACUCAGUAAUCGUAGACGUUGUCCAGCCACACCACACACACACACACAUCCAUUUUAGUGUUCAUCCCGUGUAUAAACGUCAAUACAGUCAUUUCUUUUAAGAGUUAAAAAACAAAAACCCCGGUUUAUCAGGUGCAGAGAGGUACAGCAGCUUUGGAGUUCUUCAUGUGAAUGAUUCAGUGAUUCAGUGUCUAGAAUAGUAAUAGAAAUGUAGUUCAGUUACACGACCCCCAUAUGUAACCAUUAUGUCAUUAACUGUCAGCAUUGUAGUGUGUCAUGUGUUACGUAUGUAUGCAAUACACUUGUGUGGGUCAGAAGGAUGCAAAGAGAAUGUAUUGAUGUAUAGUAAACUAUCCAUAUGUUGUGCUUACAAUCCAUGCUGCAAUUAAAUCCUUUUUUUAAAAUCAUA